AUGAAAGCAAAAGAUGUCUUCGAGCACUAUCAAGACGAAGCUGCUUUUGAAAAGGUCCCCUGGAAAAACUUCUCGGAUCGUUUGAAGCGGCUACGAAACAAAGUGGUGGACAAAAACAAUCGAUCCAAAAGAGACGCGGAUGCACUUGUGCAUGAUCGAAAGAUUUAUCCCACACAGACGCACAACGAACAGGGGCAGCUCCGUUGGCAUGGUUCCGAAGCUGAAAAGUUGCUCGAAAAGGAUGUUGACGAAGAAAAGCACAUUUCAAUGACAAAGAUUGAACUCUACAAUUCGCGACUAGAGUAUCAACACUUCAAUUUACGUGUCUUCCGUGGCCAUGUCUAUCAAGAAUUGAAGAAGAGAAAGUUUUUGGCCUAUUGCAAGACAACCAAGAGAGGCAAGGAAUAUGGAGCACAGCAGCUUAUUAUCAACAAACGACGUGCUGAAGCAGAAGGAAGUGAACAGUCGUAG
This is a messenger RNA of Seminavis robusta, 471 nucleotides long. Lineage: Eukaryota; Bacillariophyta; Bacillariophyceae; Naviculales; Naviculaceae. The record is from the annotation of a GenBank genome assembly.